This is a messenger RNA of Entelurus aequoreus (snake pipefish), 2405 nucleotides long. Its product is annotated as interleukin-17C-like. Gene Ontology annotation, molecular function: cytokine activity. The record is from RefSeq and is a predicted model, not a curated record. Gene Ontology annotation, cellular component: extracellular region. Bases 1695 to 2147 code for a protein of 150 amino acids. NCBI's taxonomy places the organism in Eukaryota, Metazoa, Chordata, Actinopteri, Syngnathiformes, Syngnathidae. The transcript has 3 exons.
UGCUGCAGGGGGUUCUGGGUAUUUGUUCUGUUGUGUUACGGUGCGGAUGUUCUCCCGAAAUGUGUUUGUCAUUCUUGUUUGGUGUGGGUUCACAGUGUGGCGCAUAUUUGUAACAGUGUUAAAGUUCAGUGUGACCUGUAUGGCUGUUGAUCAAGUAUGCCUUGCAUUCACUUGUGAGUGUGUCUUAAGCUGUAGAUAUUAUGUGACUGGGCAGACACGCAAAGGCAGUGCCUUCAAGGCACGCCCCCAAUAUUGUUGAGUGGAAAUCGGGAGAAUGGUUGCCCCAGGAGAAAUUCGGGAGUCUCCCGGGAAAAUCGGAAGGGUUGGCAAGUAUGACUGGGAGACGCAACUGCUCUGUACUUCUCCCUAUGUCCGUGUACCACUCCGUAGAGCUGCGUUUUUAAAAAGUCAUACAUUUUCCGUCAGUCUACCCCAGGGCAGCUGUGGCUACGAAAGUAGCUUACCACCACCAGGUGUAAAUGAAUGAUGGGUUUUUAACAUGUAAAGCGACUUUGGGUACUUAGAAAAGCGCUAUAUAAAUCCCAGGUAUUAUUAUUAUUAUUAUUAUUUUACUUUUUGAAACCGAUACAGAUAAUUUCCGAUAUUACAUUUUAAAGCAUUUAUCGGCCCGAUAAUAUCGGCAGCCCGAUAUUAUCGGACAUCCCUACUUUUUAGUGUCCUUGGUGGAGAAAGUUUGGACCCCCAGUGAGCGAGACCAUUCAGUUCCUGUCAAGCUGGCCAUACGGUCGGACCCACGCGGUUGCUGUCGUUGACUUCAAGUCCUGCUGACUUUAGCAAAUUCUCUGAAAAGAUCAAACUGGAGCGUGUGAAAAGGAAAAAUGGUGGGUGAACAGAAACACUGCGAGAGUGUCCUGCCAAUCUACAUUCCUCUGCCCUUCAAACGUUUCUUGGAAACUGACAAGUCCCACCCUGCUUCUAGGUACUUUUUCACGGGUGAUGUCAGCGGAAAGUUGCCAUGGUUUCAUGGUGUCAGCAAACAAUGGACAUUGGUAUGACUACUACCGAGUCAUCCUAUCAAAUGUAAAAGUGUUACUGAAAUAUUUAUUUUGAGAGCGCUGAAUGAAUUAAUGAAGGUUUUUGUACCAACGCAGAGAGUGUUGACAUCUUCCAAGAGAACAGGCUUAGGCUAGUCCUGGUCCUCUUGGAGUCCACCACUAGCUCUGCUCUUGAGUCUUGCUGCCCCAGUCCACAACGUACUCUGUACUCCGUUUUCAUAGAGAACUGGUGAAAGUGGAACAAUGCAGACUAGUACGGGAAGUCUGAGGACGCACCACGCUGACUUUACGUUUCCUUUCUACAACAGAAUGACGUGAUGGUCUGUUAGGAGUCAGGACCAGAGGAAACCUUAAGACUUGAUUAAAUGUAGCUCUUACAUAUUCAUGCUUAGUGGAGAAGUGCCUAGGCCUGAUGGAACCCCAACAGGAAAUGACACCCCGUUUGAUCAAGAACUAGAAACAAUGACCUAGAAUCUGUCACGUCUGCGAAAGUGGGUCGAGCAUCGUGCUUCGUCACACCUAAAUGUAAUGUGGUUUAGAGAGCAGGAUCAAAGGUGACAACGGCAGCAGCGAUCACAAUAAAGGUCCCCAGGGAUGACUUUGCUUUGUCAUUCACACAACUGAACCUGAGAACCGGAGAACCUCGAAAUCGACGAUUCGAAGAAGCCACGAAAAAGAAUGUUUUGGUCGUCGAACGCCGCCAUCAUGAUGGUGAUGAUGAUGAUGGUGGACGCGGGCAGUCUGUCCACACGCUCAGCAGUGAAACACAGACGACACUCGGGUCCGAGGAUAGAAACGGUCCCCCUGCAGCUGAACCCGAGCCUCUUGGCUCCUCCCAGAACGUUCCGGCCGCUGCAAAACGACUCCAUAUCGCCGUGGACUUACAACUACUCCCAGGAGGCCGCGGUGUUCCCGCCCGUGUCGGAGGCUCGCUGCCUGUUGCGAGGCUGCCUGGACUCCAACGGCGUGGAGGAUCUGAAUCUGAAGUCGGCCCCCAUCCUGCAUCAGGUGCUGCUGCUACAUCGCCUCAAGUCGGAGGGGGCGGAGCCAGGUUACCACUACCGCUUGGAGCCCCGCGUCAUCGCCGUGGGUUGUACGUGCGUCCGCGACUCUGUCCGACAGCAGGAAUAGUGACUACAUCAUGUCUCUCCUUCAUUAAAAUGAUCGCAGUCUUUCAUUAAUAGGACAUAUUUUAUAUAAAACAGGUAUUAUACCCUGUACUUAUUUAUUACAUAAAAUAUUUUUGUCAACUUUUAAUUUAUUACUGUACAGGAAGUGAGCUGCUAUGACGCAGUAUAUAAGCUCUGCUUCUUCCUACUCCUUUUCGAACCGGGAUUGUUGUAACUGUAAUCAUGCGAUGUGACGCUGUAUGCAAUAUCCCAAAUAAAC